This is a messenger RNA of Necator americanus (New World hookworm), 1119 nucleotides long. RefSeq lists its product as uncharacterized. Lineage: Eukaryota; Metazoa; Nematoda; Chromadorea; Rhabditida; Ancylostomatidae. The record is from RefSeq and is a predicted model, not a curated record. Gene Ontology annotation, molecular function: long-chain fatty acid transmembrane transporter activity; long-chain fatty acid-CoA ligase activity. Gene Ontology annotation, cellular component: endoplasmic reticulum. Gene Ontology annotation, biological process: triglyceride homeostasis. The coding region runs from base 1 to 1119 and encodes 372 amino acids. The transcript has 9 exons.
AUGGCGACUUUGGCCGCCUCGCCAGGAUCUCAAUCCCGACGUUAUGCUGACGAUGUCGGUAUUUUGGAAAAGUCGGCAAAUCUUCUUCCGAGUUUGAAGCUCGAAGAGCUGGUGACACUGAUACUGAUCGUCACCGCAGUUUUCUUCAAAAAUCUCUCCAUUGGAGUUGUGUUAGGCAUUGUGUUAUCUGUAUAUAUUGCUAUCGUCUACGGGGACUUCAUAUAUCGUUCCUAUUUGACACUGAAUCGCGACCUGAGUGGGCUGUAUCUGAUUUUAAAUAUUAAGUAUGAUCUGUGGAAGAAAUUGCGAGAAAACCGAGGGCUCCAUGAGAUCUUCCUUGAAGUCGUUAAAAAAAACCAUCACAAAACAGCAAUGAUAGACAUUGAAACUGGACGAUCGUUCACUUUCGCAGCUUUCAACAAGGAAUGCAAUCGAUAUGCAAAUUUCUUCCAGGGUCAAGGAUGUCGUGCUGGCGAUGUGGUGGCGCUUUUUAUGGAGAAUUCAGUGGAUUUUGUCGCAGCGUGGAUGGGAUUGGCGAAGAUCGGCGUGGCGACAGCAUGGAUCAACUGUAACCUCAAACGUGAACCACUUGCGCAUUGUAUUCAGACAAGCCGCGCCAAGGCCAUCAUCACCACCCGACUACUCAGACAUGCUCUGGAUGAAGCUAUAGAUUCCGAGCUCCUCUCUUCCGAUGGUAUGGAUCUUUAUGUCAUUGGAGAGGAAGAAGAUGGAAAUCGGUUCACGCUGCUUACUGAAAAAUUGCAAAGUCAACGAACAGUAGAACCAAGACGACUGGACGUUAUCGACUUCAAAAGCAUCCUUUGCUACAUCUAUACAAGCGGAACAACCGGACUCCCCAAAGCUGCCGUAAUGAAGCAUUUUAGAUACUAUUCCAUGGUGAUGGGCGCUGCAAAAUCAUUUGGUAUCUACCCUUCAGAUAGAAUUUAUGUCUCAAUGCCGAUUUAUCACACCGCUGCUGGGAUUCUUGUCUUAUCACGACUUGUCCAAGAUGAAAGUAUUAACCUGGUUUUUAACGCGCUGGAGCAACGAGUUUUUCGACUCCUCACAGGCGGGCUCCGAGCGGUUUUCUUGGCAAUUUGCCAAAGCUACGUAAAGUAA